Messenger RNA from Leptonychotes weddellii (Weddell seal), 1568 nucleotides. Lineage: Eukaryota; Metazoa; Chordata; Mammalia; Carnivora; Phocidae. The record is from RefSeq and is a predicted model, not a curated record.
CCGGAAGCGUAACACUGAACGCGCCUGCGCAAUGGGUACCAGGUCCGCUCUUUCCCAGUUGGGACGUUAUUGUGCUUUUUGUUCCGGAAUAGGAGGCUCCGGGGCGGAGGCUUUUUGGUCUUUCUUUUCUUCCCAUAGCUUCCCCAACUAUGGACCCUAAAAGCUACUGCUGCUUCUGCGGAGUUACACAGUUACUGCCUCAGCUCUAAGAUGUGCGCUCCUCCACUAAAAACCCUUCGGACGGACGGACAGAGGCAAUUAAAAAGCAGUGGAAUGGAAAGCAAGUGCUGUGGUCAUCCCAUGUUCUGCUCCUUGUCAACAAUGUAUACCUUCCUGUUAGGCACCAUAUUCAUUGCUUUAAGCUCAAGUCGAAUCCUACUGGUAAAAUAUUCAGCCAAUGAAGAAAACAAGUAUGAUUAUCUUCCAACUACUGUGAAUGUGUGCUCAGAAUUGGUGAAGCUAGUUUUCUGCAUGCUUGUGUCAUUCUGGGUUGUAAAGAAAGAAGAUCAUCAAAGUAGAAACUUGAGAUGUGCUUCCUGGAAGGAGUUCUCUAAUUUCAUGAAGUGGUCCAUCCCUGCCUUUCUUUAUUUCCUGGAUAAUUUGAUCGUCUUCUAUGUCAUUUCCUACCUUCAGCCUAUCUGAGAAUUCCUUUACCCAACAACGUAAUUGUUUGCAUCAAUGAGUACAUAGUCGUUGUAUUUUAUUUAGAUCAGCUCUAAAUUUAUAUCCCUUUCCUCUGUCCUCAAUAUGAAAGCAAGAUUGCAGCUUCCUUGGUCUUCCAGCUUAUUGCUUUGCUCUUCCUUCCUGAUUGUGCACAACCACAGAUAUUACAAAAUCAGUCACAUGGCAUAUUCUGUAUAUUGCUGUGCCCAAGUCUAGUUGGAAAGAGUUAGAGAUGCAUGGAAGUUUUGGGGCAAAGAGCUCUGGUGUUUUGUUUAUUCUCUGCUCUGGCAUGGAAAGCAGUCUCAGAACUCACCAGGGCAGCCAGGCUGCUUGGUUAGGUGAUGUGCACCGUUAUUGUGAUCGAUCAGAGCCACUGCCCCCUCCCUCUCACCAGCCACUUACUUUCCUCCUCAGCUCUUACUCUUCUCCUACGCAGGGGUUCAUAAACAUUCGUCUCCAGAGGACACUGAGAAAUCCUUAAAACAGUGCUUCCCAUAAGAAAUUCAAUAGAAAAACAACAAUGUUGUAUUCUUGGAAUUUUUGCUGGUUUUUAUUGGAUUUAUUCUUAUUUCUUUAAAUCACCUACACGGUAGCCAUGUUUGCUGGUUAUAUAAGACUACUGAAAAAUACUCUUUGGAGUUCAGUCACCUUAAACUGACAGGAAGGAAAAAGGCAGGGUGAAAUAAACAAGUAGGAUUUGUUUUGAAAAAUUGUUAAUAUUGUCAGAUCCAAUCAUGGGGAGCAAUGAUGAAAUUUCAUACUUUCUGAGCCAAAAUAUAUACAUGUUCAGAUUAAUAUCUCAUAUGUGAAAUAUGACUGAAUUCAUGAAAAGAGACCUUUAUGAAAUCUGGCUAACACAUUUCUAAGUGUUGAGAACAAUAUGAAUAAAUCAAAGGACUGUCAAA